Humulus lupulus (European hop) is the source of this 771-nucleotide messenger RNA. RefSeq names its product secreted RxLR effector protein 161-like. The coding region runs from base 1 to 771 and encodes 256 amino acids. The record is from RefSeq and is a predicted model, not a curated record. Lineage: Eukaryota; Viridiplantae; Streptophyta; Magnoliopsida; Rosales; Cannabaceae. The transcript has a single exon.
AUGAUAGAGGCCAAAGAUGUAGCUGUUCCAUUGGGAGGUCAUUUUGAUUUGUCUUCAUAUCAAUCACCAAUAACAAAAGAUGAAGCUAGAUUUAUGGAGAAGAUUCCUUUUGCAGAAGCUAUUGGGAGUGUUAUGUACGCCAUGAUAAGUAUCAGGCCUUACAUUGCUUAUGCUAUGAGUGUGCUAAGCCAAUUUAUGGAAAAACCAAGUAAAGAUCACUGGAAAGGACUAGAGUGGCUACUGAGGUACUUGAAGGAAACAUCACAAUAUGGUUUAGUGUUCAGAAAAACAAGAAUGAAGGCCCAACUUGAAGGUUAUGUAGAUGCAGAUUAUGCAUCUAAUAAAGACACAAGGAAGCCUCUAACAUCUUAUUGUUUUCUUUUAAAUAGUUGUUGCAUUUCAUGGAAGUCUCAGUUGCAACCAAUUGUUGCCUUAUCCACAACCGAAGAAGAAUUCAUGUCCACAACAGAAGCGUUCAAGGAAGCAAUAUGGCUCAAAGGAUUUCUUGGGGAAAUCAGAAUUUCAAAGGAGAAAGUAAUGAUAUUUUAUGACAGGCAAUCAUCCAUACACCUUUGUAAAAACCCUUUACAUCAUGAGAGGUCAAAACAUAUAGAUGUUAGACUAUUUUGGAUCAGAAAUAAGAUAGAAGAAAGGGUUAUAGAAUUAGAAAAGGUUCCAAGUGAAGAGAAUCUUGCUGAUGUAAGAACCAAGGUCUUGACACAAAAUAAGUUUCAGCAUUGUUUGAAACUUAUGAACAUUGGACUAGAAUGA